Molecule: messenger RNA, 966 nt
Organism: Penicillium mononematosum
Lineage: Eukaryota; Fungi; Ascomycota; Eurotiomycetes; Eurotiales; Aspergillaceae
Exons: 2
Coding region: 1-966 (321 amino acids)
Source: RefSeq, a predicted model, not a curated record
AUGGAUGUCGAUGGAUGUCUAAUCGACCCUAAUCCAGACAUUAUUGGAAUCGGCAUCCGAAUUUCCAUCUAUGUCCUCAGUCUGGCGAGCCCACUGAUCUCUUUCUUCCUUCACUCCACCGAGCUGUCCGGCUCCAUCGAAUCCUCCCUAGGCGUAACAGGGCUCGCGCUCCUCCUCACAACCGUCAUCCAGACUGCACUCGGCAGCAUCGCGCUCUUCCACGCCCUCUGCGUCCUCCACCUGCUCGGCCUCGUAGGCAUCUCCAUCCGCCCCAAGGGCCACUACCCCGCAACCGUCGUCCGCACCACGACAUUGCUCGUCCUGUAUGUUUUCGCCGUCAGCGGCUCGCUCAUAUAUUUCAUCUACGUCUUCGCAAACGCGCCACACUUUGGAAACCAGCCCGAGUGCAAUCACAAAACCAAGUACGUCCUUUCCGGCGUGGACAUCCAGGCGACCAACGCCGUUAUCCGCUGGAUCUUCGUCGCGAUCUUCGCCAUGCUGGCGCUGGGGCUUGUCAUGUGGCUCGCGUGUAUGUCCGGCGCGGCAUGCUGCCUGGCGCUCGACUGUGGAUGCGGACGCAGCAGCAGCGAUGAUCGCGAAUCGGAACUGGGUGCGGACGACGGGUUGUAUGAUGAUUACGCCGGGGCGGCGCAUGCUAAUGCCUGGAGCCAGUUUAUACGCAUGCUUGGCCAGCUGGGUGCGAGCAUCUAUAUGAUGGUGAUGCUGGAGUUGAUUAUCCGGAGGAACGAACUGCUUCCGAACAUCGCGGACUGGACUUUUGGGCAGGUUCUCGCCAUGAUGAUGCUCAUCGGGCCGCUGAUAGAAUCUGUGUCGCUGCUGCUGGGCAAGGUGAAGAUGAAGCCGAGUGAUAAUUCUUAUAGGCGGGGAGGGGGAGGGGGAGGAUUCGAGGCCGCGGUGGCAAGGGGACGGUUUAGCAUGCCCGAAAGGUUAUCAAUGGCAGAUUAG